GCGCGAGACGCAUACACGCACGCGCUCGCUCUAACUUUUUCCUGCCAUGAGCUCGGAGUGCGCGUGAGGCGGAAGGUCCGAGCGCUUCGUCUUCAGAGCAGAGCGGCUUUGGAGUUUGUCCCUUUUACUACAAGUGGAGCCAUGCGGCGCGCGCUGGCGUGCGUGUGCGCGUGGUGCUGCGUGCUGAUCCUCAGCCACGGAUACAACCUGGACACGCGCAGCCCUGAGAGCUUCAGAGGUCAGAACGGGUCCAUGUUCGGGUACUCGGUUCUACUGCACAGGCACCAGCAGAACCCGUGGUUACUUGUCGGAGCCCCAACUGAUGACUCUAGUUUCAACGCCAGCAUCAAAAAACCAGGAGCUGUUUACAAGUGUAACAUUUCAAACAAGAAGUGCGAGCAGCUCCGAACUGGUGUGGAGCACUGUGGGAAAACCUGCUGGCCUGAGAGCGAUAACCAGUGGCUGGGCGUCAGUCUGUCCAGACGACCCUCCAACGGUGACAUCCUGGCCUGUGGUCAUCGCUGGAAGAACGUCUUCUUCUCCAGAAAAGACAAUCAAAACAAGCUGCCGCAUGGCGUGUGCUUCAAAUUCAACUCCGAUUUCAGCCGGACGAACAACUACAUCCCCUGCUAUAGAGAUCAUCAGAGGAAGUUUGGUGAAAAUUAUGGAUCCUGCCAGGCUGGAAUUUCAAAUUUCCUCACUGAGGACCUGAUGAUAAUGGGGGCUCCGGGUAGUUGGUACUGGACGGGAUCUGUGCUGGUCCACAACAUGUCCAGCAACAUGCUUGCUGCGUAUGUGGAUGAAGAUAAUACAGUGCAGUUUGGGAGCUAUCUUGGGUACUCUGUAGGCGCUGGUCACUUCCUUCACCCACAGACCACAGAGAUAAUCGGGGGUGCACCCCAGAAUGGCCGGAUUGGUAAAGCUUACAUAUUUGAAGUUGAAGGAAACAAAUUGAGGAUUGUUAAUGAGACCAGUGGUGCUCAGCUUGGAUCUUACUAUGGUGCGAGUAUAUGUGCGGUUGACCUGAACGCUGAUGGCCUUUCUGACCUGCUGGUUGGGGCUCCCAUGUACAGUACAGUGAGAGAGGAGGGCCGCGUGUACGUUUACAUCAACCAGGGCCGGGCAAACAUGAAGGAGGCAGAAUUCAAGCUGGUUGGAAGUGAGUCGUACGCAGCUCGAUUUGGAGAGACCAUCACUGACCUCGGCGACAUCGACAAUGAUGGCUAUCCAGACGUUGCCAUCGGAGCGCCUCAGGAGGACGACCUGCGAGGGGCUAUUUAUAUCUACAAUGGGAGGAAGAGUGGCAUAGCAUCAAGGUUCUCUCAGAGGAUCACAGGUUCCAUGUUAGGCGGCAGCUUCAGCAUGUUCGGCCAGUCCGUGUCCGGAGGAGUGGAUGUUGAUGGCAAUGGUUACCCAGACGUGGCAGUGGGAGCUUUUCUCUCCGAUUCUGCAGUGGUGCUCCGGACUCGUCCAGUGGUGAUGGUGGAAGCGUCCAUGAUGCUGCCGGUCAGCGUGAACCGAUCUGUUGCUUCGUGCGCUGAGAAUGGCCUUCCUGCCGUCUGUGUGAAUGUCACCGUGUGCUUUAAGGUCCAAGGCAAGCGCAUACCUGGACAAAUAGAGCUGAAGUAUAACCUCACUGCUGACGUCCAACACAAGGAGACUUUCCCACCUCGCUUCUAUUUCCAUGGAAAUGGGACGUCCAACGUUACGGCAGGUCGUGUGAAGGCCAAGCAUGGAGAACUGACCUGCAGCCAGCAUCAGGCCUUCAUGAGGAAAGAUGUUCGCGAUAUCUUCACGUCCAUCCAUUUCAAGGUGCAGUACGAGCUCGGAGAGCACAGUGUGGUCCGGGGGGGCUCCAAGAGCUUCACCUCACUCAAACCCAUCCUGCAGCAGAGAGAGGGACACACUAACCUCGUCAGCAACCAGACACAGUUUGCCAGAUACUGCGUCUGGGAAAACUGCUCAACCAACCUUCAGAUUUCCGCCCGUCUGGUCCUGCCGCAAUCUUACAACAACGUGCCGUAUUUUGCUCUUGGAAACGGGAAGACCAUCAUGCUGAAUGCUACACUGGUCAACGCAGGAGACGACGCAUUUCUGCCUAAACUGCACGUCCGAUUCCCCAGCAGCCUGCACUUCAUCAGAGUGCUGGACGCUGAGGAGAAAUAUGUAAGCUGUGAAAUUGCUGAGGACAAUAAAACAGCCAUCGGUCUGGACUGCAGUGUGGGCAACUUGUACAUCCCCUCCCUGUCCAAGCUUAACAUCAGCUUCCUAAUGGACGUGAAUCAGAACAGCAGCGCAGGCGAUAUUGGCAUUAGCAUCAAUGCUACAAGAGAGAACUAUGAGAACACGGACCUUUUACACGACAACCUGGCCUCUCUGACGCUGCCGCUGAGAUACGGAGUGGGCCUGAAUGUACACGGAUUUGUGUCUCCGACGACGUUCAUAUUUGGAAACCCCGAGCUGGAGCCGGUCGACUGCUACAGUGAGAAGUUUAACUACACGUUUAAGGUAAUGAACGUCGGUCCCAGUAAAGCUCUGGACACAAGAGUAAAGAUCCAGAUUCCUCAGGUUUUAUCGCCGUACCCGGACAGGCUAAUCCGAAUUACCGAUUUACAGACCACUGUAGGUCAGUGUCAUUUGAAGAACAGCAGUCUGUGGCUGGAGAACGACUGUGAUGUGAAGAAGGCAUCGUUUAUUCAGGAGCUCGUGUUCUUCUUAUCAAAAAGCAGCAAGCGCAUCAUGUUUUGCGCUGAAGCGGAUAAAUCCUGCAUGAACCUGGAGUGCAGAUUCGGAAACCUAGACAUCGGCAAAGAGGUCACCAUCAACCUGGAAGUUGAGCUCAACCCUGCGGUUCUUCAGAUCAGCCCUGGAAGACAUGCUAUAAUGCAGAUGUACAGUGUCAUCGAGGUCACAUCACCAGUCAGAGACGCUAACACCAUCCUGAUAAAGGACGACAACGUUGCUCUGGUGACCCUGGAAGCGUACUACAGCCAGAAGCCACACCCACUUGUAGGCAACGCCAUCAUCGUGUUCAGUCUGCUUCUCGGCCUGAUUAUUCUGGCUAUGCUCGUCGUCUGCCUCUGGAAGGCUGGUUUCUUCAAGCGGCGGAUAAAAGAAGAGCAGGAUAAGUUUCGGCGACAAAGCUGGGACUACGUCCCCAAGUAUGAAAGCGUGUCGUAAAUCAGUGGGACCUUACUUUUCUCCGCAGCUUCCACACAGAGCCCAGAAAAAGAGCGAGAGAUGUGAACUUUAAAGGACAAAAAAA
This is a messenger RNA of Pygocentrus nattereri (red-bellied piranha), 3265 nucleotides long. It is a transcript of the gene itga4, whose product is annotated as integrin alpha 4. The record is from RefSeq and is a predicted model, not a curated record. The transcript is spliced from 28 exons. Gene Ontology annotation, molecular function: integrin binding. Gene Ontology annotation, biological process: cell adhesion mediated by integrin; cell-cell adhesion; cell-matrix adhesion. Gene Ontology annotation, cellular component: external side of plasma membrane; integrin complex. The coding region runs from base 142 to 3180 and encodes 1012 amino acids. Lineage: Eukaryota; Metazoa; Chordata; Actinopteri; Characiformes; Serrasalmidae.